GAAUAAAUAAAUAAAAAAUUAUAAAGAAAAAGAAAAAGGAGAAAGUAGCUGUCGCUCAAAAUAAACCAAGCAGUGCCACCUCAAGUUGUUCCCUGCUAUCCGUCGUCGCAACCGCCACUUCCGUCGCCGGAAUCCUCCGCACUCUCUUCGCCGCCGGAGAAUAUUUGAUUGGCAAUCCUAUACUUAUUAGUCAAGUUUUAGAAUACAGAGAAGCUUCAAUGGCCAAGAAACCAAGACAAAGAUCCAGUAAAUUAUCUGUGUACCUUUACAUUCCUAAUAUAAUUGGAUACAUCCGGGUUCUCUUAAACUGUUUUGCCUUCUCCCAAUGUUUAACAAACAAAAUCUUAUUCUCCUUUCUCUAUUUUUUAAGCUUUGUAUGUGAUGCUGUUGAUGGCUGGUGUGCCCGCAAAUUCAAUCAAGUGUCAACCUUUGGAGCUGUACUGGACAUGGUAACAGACAGAAUUAGCACUGCUUGUCUACUUGUUGUUCUUUCCCAACUAUACAAGCCUGGCCUUAUCUUCUUGUCAUUGCUUGCUUUAGAUAUUGCCAGCCACUGGCUGCAAAUGUACAGCACUUUCUUGACGGGCAAGGCUAGUCAUAAAGAUGUAAAAGACAGCAGCAGCUGGCUUUUCAGGGCAUACUAUGGAAAUAGGAUGUUUAUGGCUUACUGUUGUGUUUCAUGUGAGGUUCUUUACCUAAUCCUGUUUUAUCUUUCGGAGAAUCAAUCAGAGAAAUUGCUGGAUGUUAUAUCAAGUAAUUUGCAAAAGAUAUCAUUUCUCUCUCUCCUAAUGGGUACUAGUAUAUUUGGAUGGGCAGUCAAGCAAAUUAUAAAUUUUAUUCAGAUGAAGACGGCAGCAGAUGUGUGUGUGCUUUAUGACAUCGACAAAAAACAUAACCACUGAUGUUUCUUUCACGACCAGAAUCCCUUGCUGUUGUCUUUCAGUACCAAGUUUUGCGCUCAAACAUUAAUACGAAUUAUCCUACAUGGCAGUUGAACUUGAAUUGUUUAGUUUUCUAUCAUUUCUAAUGAGAGAAACAGAACAUACUGAACUAAAGAAUCUACCUUUCCAUGUAGCAAAAAGAUUCAUUCUGUAUUACAAGGUUCAGUGUUUUUUAGUUUACUCGCUGUUAAUCACGCUAUGUCGCUACUAGAAAUUUAUUCGGUUCUGAAAUUCCAAAUCCCUUUAUGGGAAUAGGAUUGGCUGAUUGUGAACUUAUAUUCUGUCUCUUGGGUUGGAUGACGUGGGGGUGUAUAAACAACUUUAUGACAGCUGAACCAUUCAUUCAUAUCGUGCAUCAUUUCAUAUAAAACUCCCAAGAUAUUGUUCUA
This is a messenger RNA of Cajanus cajan (pigeon pea), 1330 nucleotides long. RefSeq names its product putative CDP-diacylglycerol--inositol 3-phosphatidyltransferase 2. Lineage: Eukaryota; Viridiplantae; Streptophyta; Magnoliopsida; Fabales; Fabaceae. Gene Ontology annotation, cellular component: membrane; Golgi apparatus. Gene Ontology annotation, biological process: phosphatidylinositol biosynthetic process. Gene Ontology annotation, molecular function: CDP-diacylglycerol-inositol 3-phosphatidyltransferase activity. The record is from RefSeq and is a predicted model, not a curated record.